UACAUAAAUAAUUUUUUUUCUAAGGAACCAGUCGUUAUUUGGGGUGGGAGUGGGUAUUUGAGAACCACAUAGUUUUCUUGGGGAACUGUUGGGGAUUCACUUGUUAUCAACAGAGGCUAAAGGAGGAUCUGUAAAAAAUUGACAGUCAAAAUUGGGGUUUUAUAAGAAUAUUACAGAGCCUUAUGGGAGGAUCAGGUACAUUUAAUUUUGACCCAACCAAAAUUCUCUGAUCCCCCGCACCCCCUCCCCCCUCAAAUUCUCACUCAGGUGAUAGAUGAAUGACUUGUCCAGAUCUUGGACUUUCUUUCCGGGUGGGGAUUACAAAAUGCGUCUACAAAGUUCAUUAAACGCAAGACAGGUAUUCAAAGUUUGCUGCAGGUUUCAUUAUCGUCAAACCUUUUUCAGUUGUUCCCGAGUUAAAAGCAAAAGCGACUGCAUUGAUUUCCCAACAAUAGGAAAAGGAUUCAAAAACGGUAUCUCCAGUUCUUUUAUGAUUAGUGGUUGCUACAAAGUCCACAAAAAUGGACAGCCGACUUUGAUCGAACACUGCUGUUUGAUGGCGGAGGGAAAUUCCUGGACCAUAUUAGUCAACUGCCGACCAUAUUCUAAUCAACGCAAGAGGAAGAAAAAGUGGCGAAAUAUAAUGGAGGUCUACCCCGAUGCUGAGGUGGAGAUAAAACACAACGAUAUUGAGUUGAAGUUGCCUGUGCUAACAAAAAAUCUCGAGGUUGCUGCUUUUGGAGUGCCAAGAGAAGAUGACCAGAAACGAAUGCAAAUGGCGAUCUUUGGAAAAGAGCCCACACAAGGUCGCAAUUGGAAUAUUCGGGUAUAUUUGAUAGAUGAUUCAACGAUGGCGUUUAAGAUGGUUUGCAAGAAAGAAGAAGAAAAAGGGAACCGACUUCUUACAACUCUUUCAGGCUUGUUUGUGUCCAACAGCAAGGAAAACAUCAAAAUUGAGUUAACUGAUCUGGAUCCAGGAUGGGAGAUAAAAGGAGCCAACGUAAAGGUGAUAAGUAUAAAGACUGCAUGGAAUUCGCCUGAAAACUCCGUAAAUUUCCCUCUCUGUGUCUUUAAAGUAAGUCACGUGGAUCUCACGAAGCAGCAGUUCUUUUGCGAAAUAACAGUCUCACAUGAUCAUGACAGCGCCAAUACUGAGAUGGUGGCUUUUUUCGAGCAGAGACGAGGCGUAGGAGUGAAGCAGCCAAAGAAACAUAAAGGCAACCCCGUGAAACCUCCACACGGUUCUCCUUUUUUGACCAGGAAAGUCCACCCAGUUGAAAUAUAUCUCUCGCUUCUUGAGUCACACUCUCACACGAGGCUCCAGAGACGAAUGGAUCCAGUGUUACUGACUGAUUUCCUAAAAGAACUGGGAGAGUUUAUCUACAUGAAAAUUUUCAGGCAAACCUGGGCCGGGUUGUUCAAAGCUGGGUUAAGAUAAACCAGGGUUACCGUAAAAGCUGAUUUCAGAUCUGAAAGCUUUAAAAGGAAAUUCAAUGGAAUUCCUUUUGUCUACAACUUGGUGUUUGGAUGCUCUAAAAAGUGUAAGGAAUGUUAUCCCAUAAAAGACUUGUGAACAAAGGAUUAAAGAAACCCUGAUUAGAAUUUAACCUUGGGUUAGUGCUAAUUAGCCUUCGAACAACUGGGCCCUAGUUUUUUCCUUUAACCCUAGCGCUUCCCAGUGUACCAUCCUCUGUGGGCAUCCUCUCUGAAGGUCCUUCAGGCUUUAUUUGCACACGUCGACAUAGGAUUUUAUAUAGCGGGUAGAGGAAGCGGUCCGCAUGAUUUUGCAGACCGUCUAAUAAAUAUUUAAUCUCAAGGGCGAGAGAAAGAAAUUCGAGUGAAAACAACUAUGUUGAAGCCGUGAGAGUUUACAAGACUUACAUACCUUGGUAAACAUAAUGUGGCUAACUUCAGGGCUCUGUGAUAGAAUACAGCUUUAUUAAGGCAACCACUGAGCGUUUUAGGACGAUGUAUUAUUAUGGUAUUAACAAUUUCGUGCUUCUCAACAAGAUGUUAAUCUCAUGUGGUUUUCGUAAGUUUCGAUGGUGAAUAUUUUAAUUUCAUGAAAGCAAACUGCUUUUUCCAAGCUCCACCAGGCUAGCACAAGUAUUUUAUUUCCCUGAGAUUUUCUUCACUUGUAGAAUUUGCGAGCAUUUGGUACGAAAUUAAGCAUGAGGUUAGAGGUUUUACACAUGCUUCGCAGGCUUGUUUUGUAUUCUAGGUGAAGCUUAUAACCCUAAAAGCUUUCGCAGUUCCACGUUUCUAAAGUUGCAGUGAUCAGGUUAACUUAGCAAUUAAAAGCUGAAAUGAAAAAUGUGCAAUUCCGAAAUAAUAAAGGUGUGCUGAAAAAGAG
Molecule: messenger RNA, 2353 nt
Organism: Stylophora pistillata
Lineage: Eukaryota; Metazoa; Cnidaria; Anthozoa; Scleractinia; Pocilloporidae
Product: netrin receptor UNC5C
Biological process (GO): netrin-activated signaling pathway
Cellular component (GO): membrane
Molecular function (GO): netrin receptor activity
Source: RefSeq, a predicted model, not a curated record